Chrysochloris asiatica (Cape golden mole) is the source of this 3411-nucleotide messenger RNA. It is a transcript of the gene RBL2, whose product is annotated as retinoblastoma-like 2 (p130). Gene Ontology annotation, molecular function: RNA polymerase II transcription regulatory region sequence-specific DNA binding. The record is from RefSeq and is a predicted model, not a curated record. Gene Ontology annotation, cellular component: transcription regulator complex; chromatin; nucleus. Bases 1 to 3411 code for a protein of 1136 amino acids. Lineage: Eukaryota; Metazoa; Chordata; Mammalia; Afrosoricida; Chrysochloridae. Gene Ontology annotation, biological process: cell differentiation; regulation of transcription by RNA polymerase II; negative regulation of G1/S transition of mitotic cell cycle. The transcript has 22 exons.
AUGUCGUCGGGAAACGACCAGUCGCCGCCGCCACUACCUCCUCCUCCGGCGGCGGCGGCCUCGGAGGAAGAGGAGGACGGCGAGGCAGAGGACUCGGCGCAGUCGGCUCAGUCGCCGACCGCUCAAACUCAGCAGCGGUUCGAGGAGUUAUGCAGCCGCCUCAACAUGGACGAGACGGCACGGGUGGAGGCCUGGGAGAGCUACCGGAGCAUGAGCGAGAGCUACACGCUGGAGGGAAAUGAUCUUCAUUGGUUAGCAUGUGCCUUAUAUGUGGCUUGCAGAAAAUGUGUUCCAACUGUAAGCAAAGGAACAGUUGAAGGAAACUAUGUAUCUUUGACCCGAAUCCUGCGCUGUUCAGAGCAGAGCUUAAUUGAGUUUUUUAACAAGAUGAAGAAGUGGGAAGACAUGGCAAAUUUACCCCUACAUUUUCGAGAACGUACUGAGAGAUUAGAAAGAAAUUUCACUGUUUCUGCUGUGGUUUUUAAGAAAUAUGAACCCAUCUUCCAGGACAUUUUUAAAUAUCCUCAGGAGGAGCAACCUCGUCAACAAAGAGGAAGAAAACAGAGGAGACAACCUUGUACUGUGUCUGAAGUUUUCCAAUUUUGUUGGGUGCUUUUUAUAUAUGCAAAAGGCAAUUUCCCCAUGAUUAGUGAUGACUUGGUCAAUUCUUACCAUCUUCUCCUGUGUGCUUUGGACUUAGUUUAUGGAAAUGCUCUUCUGUGUUCCAGUCGUAAAGAACUUGUGAACCCUAAUUUUAAAGGCUUCUGUGAAGAUUUUCAUGGUAAGGAUUCUAAACUUUCUUCAGACCCACCUUGUGUCAUUGAGAAACUGUGUUCCUUACAUGAUGGCCUAGUAUUGGAAGCAAAGGGAAUAAAAGAGCAUUUCUGGAAACCCUACAUUAGGAAACUUUAUGAAAAAAAGCUCCUUAAGGGAAAAGAAGAAAAUCUUACUGGGUUUUUAGAGCCUGGAAACUUUGGAGAAAGUUUUAAAGCCAUCAGUAAGGCCUAUGAAGAGUAUGUGUUAUCUGUUGGAAAUUUAGAUGAACGGAUAUUUCUUGGAGAGGAUGCUGAGGAGGAAAUUGGGACUCUCUCAAGGUGUCUGAAUACUGGCUCAGGAACAGAGACUGCUGAAAGGGUGCAGGUGAAAAACAGUUUGCAGCAACACUUUGACAAGUCUAAAACAUUUAGGAUCUCCACACCACUCACCGGGGUAAGGUACAUUAAGGAGAACAGCCCUUGUGAGACCCCAGUUCCCACAGUGACACAUAGCUUGAGUCGUCUGCACACCAUGCUAACAGGUCUCAGAAAUGCACCAACUGAGAAAUUGGAACAGAUUCUAAGGACAUGUUCUAGAGAUCCAACCCAGGCUAUUGCUAAUAGAUUGAAAGAAAUGUAUGAAAUAUAUUGUCAGCAUUUUCAGCCAGAUGAGGAUUUCAGUAACUGUACCAAAGAAAUUGCCAGCAAGCACUUUCGUUGUGCAGAAAUGCUUUACUAUAAAGUGUUGGAAUCUGUUACUGAGCAGGAGCAGAAAAGACUGGGAGACAGGGAUCUAUCUGCCAUUAUGGAACAGGAUGCAUUCCAUAAAUCGCUCUUGGCCUGCUGCCUUGAGGUCGUCACUUUUUCUUAUAAGCCUCCGGGGAAUUUUCCAUUUAUUACUGAGAUAUUUGAUGUGCCAUUUUAUCAUUUUUAUAAGGUGAUAGAAGUAUUCAUUAGAGCAGAAAAUGGCCUUUGUAGAGAGGUCGUAAAACACCUUAAUCAGAUUGAAGAACAGAUCUUAGACCAUUUGGCAUGGAAAUCAGAGUCCCCCCUGUGGGACAGAAUCAGAGAGAAUGAAAACAGAGUUCCUACAUGUGAAGAGGUUAUGCCACCUCAGAACCUGGAAAGAGCAGAUGAAAUUUUUAUUGCUGCCUCCCCUUUGACUCCCAGAAGGGUGAGUGAAAUUCGUGCGGAUGCUGGAGGACUUGGAAGAAGCAUAGCAUCUCCAGCCACAUUAUUUGAUAGGUACAACUCUCCAGCAACCAGCACAACUAGAAGGCGGCUAUUUGUUGAGAAUGACAGCCCCUCGGAUGGAGGGACACCUGGACGUAUUCCUCCGCAGCCCCUCGUCAAUGCUGUCCCAGUGCAGAAUGUGUCUGGUGAAGCUGUUUCGGUCACACCUGUUCCUGGGCAGACAUUGGUCACCAUGGCAACAGCUACUGUCACAGCCAACAAUGGACAAACAGUAACUAUUCCUGUACAAGGUAUUGCUAACGAAAACGGAGGGAUAACUUUCUUCCCAGUCCAAGUCAAUGUUGGGGGGCAGGCUCAAGCUGUGACUAGCUCAGUCCAGCCCCUUAGUGCUCAGGCCCUGACUGGAAGUCUGAGCUCUCAACAGGUGACAGGAACAGCCUUGCAGGUUCCAGGUCAGGUGGCCAUUCAGCAGCUUUCUCCAGGUGGACAACAGCAGAAACAAAGCCAACCUUUUAACAGCAGUAGUCUUAGACCCAAGAAGACCAGCUCUUUAUCACUUUUCUUCAGAAAGGUUUACAACUUAGCUGGUGUCCGCCUUCGGGAUCUUUGUGCUAAGCUAGAUAUUUCAAAUGAAUUGAGAAAAAAAAUCUGGACCUGCUUUGAAUUCUCCAUAAUUCAGUGUCCUGAACUUAUGAUGGACAGACAUCUGGACCAGCUCUUAAUGUGUGCCAUUUAUGUGAUGGCAAAGGUCACUAAAGAAGAUCAGUCUUUCCAGGACAUCAUGCGCUGUUACAGGACUCAACCACAGGCCCGGAGUCAGGUGUACAGAAGUGUUUUGAUAAAAGGGAAAAAAAGAAGAAAUUCUGGAAGCAGUGAUAGCCGAAGCCAUCAGAAUUCUCCAACAGAAUUAAACAAAGAUAGAACCAGCAGAGACUCCAGUCCUAUUAUGAGGUCCAGCAGCACCUUGCCAGUCCCACAGCCUAGCAGUGCCCCUCCCACACCUACUCGGCUCACAGGUGCUAACAGUGACAUGGAAGAAGAAAGGGGAGACCUCAUUCAGUUCUACAACAGCAUCUACAUAAAACAAGUCAAAACAUUUGCUAUCAAGUACUCACAGGCAAACACAAUGGAUGCUCCCCCACUCUCUCCUUACCCGUUUAUAAGAACAAGCUCUCCCCGCCGAAUACAGUUGUCUCAGAAGCAUCCUAUCUACAUUUCCCCACAUAAGAAUGAAACGAUGCUUACUCCUCGAGAGAAGAUUUUCUACUACUUCAGCAACAGUCCUUCAAAGACACUGAAGGAAAUUAACAGUAUGAUACGGACAGGAGAAACUCCAACCAAAAAGAGAGGGAUUCACUUGGAAGAUGGAAGUGAAUCACCUGCCAAAAGAAUUUGCUCAGAGAAUCAUUCUGCCUUAUUACGCCGUCUACAAGAUGUCGCAAAUGACCGGGGUUCCCAUUGA